AUGAUGGUUGCCAGAACAGUUACUACCCAAAGAUUUGCUUCAACUACUUUAAAAGCUUCCCCACGUCAUUUAGUUAACAUAUCCCAAUUAACAAAUGAAGAAUUUAGUUCCUUAAUAAAUAAAGCUGAAUAUUACAAAUCAUUAGUUAAAUCAGGUGAAUCAUCUCCUCAAAAUCAUCAAAAAUUAUUAGGUAAACUAGUUGCCCUUUUAUUUUCCAAAAGAUCUACCCGUACUAGAAUUAGUACUGAAGGUGCUGCUGCCUUCUUUGGUGCACAACCUAUGUUUUUAGGUAAAGAUGAUAUCCAAUUAGGUGUUAAUGAAUCCAUGUAUGAUACUACCAGAGUUAUAAGUUCUAUGACUUCAUGUAUCUUUGCUAGAGUUAAUAAACAUCAAGAUAUUUUGGAUUUAUGUAAAGAUUCUUCAGUCCCAAUUAUUAAUUCCUUAUGUGAUAAAUAUCAUCCAUUACAGGCUAUUGCUGAUUUAUUAACCAUUAAAGAAACUUUUGGUGAAACUAAAGGUUUAAAACUUGCUUGGAUUGGUGAUGCUAAUAAUGUUAUUAAUGAUUUAGCUAUUGCUUGUUUAAAAUUAGGGAUUAAUGUUUCUGUGUCUAUCCCAGCUGAUAUCACAUUUGAUCCAGAAGUUAAAGCACAAGCUGAACAAUUAGCAAAACAACACAAUUUAUCCAUGGAAAUCGUUAAUGAUCCAAAAGUUGCCGUUAAAGAUGCCAAUAUUAUCGUUACUGAUACUUGGAUCUCUAUGGGUGAAGAAUCACAAAAAGAAGCAAAAUUAAAACAAUUUGCUGGGUAUCAAAUCACCAAAAACAUGAUUAGUGAAGGUCAAGCUGCUUCUAAUUGGAAAUUCAUGCAUUGUUUACCAAGACAUAAAGAAGAAGUUGAUGAUGAAGUGUUUUAUAGUGAAAAUUCAAUUGUGUUUGAAGAAGCUGAAAAUAGAUUAUAUGCUGCCAUGGCUGUCAUUGAUGGAUUUGUUAUUAAUAAAGGUGAUUUAUUGAAGUAG
Hemisphaericaspora subhashii is the source of this 1014-nucleotide messenger RNA. It is a transcript of the gene ARG3, whose product is annotated as ornithine carbamoyltransferase. Bases 1 to 1014 code for a protein of 337 amino acids. Lineage: Eukaryota; Fungi; Ascomycota; Pichiomycetes; Serinales; Debaryomycetaceae. Gene Ontology annotation, biological process: L-citrulline biosynthetic process. Gene Ontology annotation, cellular component: mitochondrion. Gene Ontology annotation, molecular function: ornithine carbamoyltransferase activity; amino acid binding. The record is from RefSeq and is a predicted model, not a curated record. The transcript has a single exon.